UGUAUGAUCGGCCGUCUGUUCGCUGCUGUGUCUCAGGGACUUCCGAGCUCGUUGGCCCCGGUGUCGCUGGUGAUGAAGCCGAAGGUUGUGUUCGUGCUGGGCGGGCCUGGCGCCGGCAAAGGGACCCAGUGCUCCAACAUCGUGGAGAACUACAGCUACACUCAUUUGUCAGCUGGGGACCUGCUGAGAGCAGAGCGAGCCAGAGAGGGGUCAGAGUUUGGACAGCUCAUUGCCAACCACAUCAAGGACGGUAAAAUCGUCCCUGUGGAGAUCACCAUCAAUUUGCUCAGGAAGGCGAUGGGAGAGACCAUGGAGAAAGAGGAGAAAAAGUUCAGAUUCCUCAUCGAUGGUUUCCCCCGCAAUGAGGACAACCUCCAGGGGUGGAACACUGUCAUGGAUGGCAAAGCAGAUGUCAAAUUUGUGCUUUUCUUCGACUGCGGUAACGAGGUCUGCAUCGACAGAUGUCUAGAAAGAGGGAAGAACGGUGGACGCACAGACGACAACAGAGAAAGUCUGGAGAAAAGAUUCCAAACCUACCUACAGUCCACUCGACCAAUCAUUGAACUGUAUGAGAAGCAAGGCAAGGUGCACAAAGUAGACGCCUCUCGUUCCGUGGAUGAGGUGUUCGCUGAUGUGAAAGCCAUCCUAGACAAAGAGGACUGAAUCUUCCCAACUGCCAACAUUCACUCACCUUUUUGGUUUUCUUUUUAACCAACUGCAAGUUCACUAUAGCAAGUUCAUGUACAUUCAUAUGACGUUUUACUUUGGUUACUUUUUGUUUUCCAUGUAUU
Molecule: messenger RNA, 791 nt
Organism: Limanda limanda (common dab)
Lineage: Eukaryota; Metazoa; Chordata; Actinopteri; Pleuronectiformes; Pleuronectidae
Product: UMP-CMP kinase-like
Exons: 1
Coding region: 4-663 (219 amino acids)
Biological process (GO): UDP biosynthetic process; CDP biosynthetic process; 'de novo' pyrimidine nucleobase biosynthetic process
Cellular component (GO): cytoplasm; nucleus
Molecular function (GO): UMP kinase activity; ATP binding
Source: RefSeq, a predicted model, not a curated record